This is a messenger RNA of Ostreococcus tauri, 741 nucleotides long. Its product is annotated as unnamed product. NCBI's taxonomy places the organism in Eukaryota, Viridiplantae, Chlorophyta, Mamiellophyceae, Mamiellales, Bathycoccaceae. The record is from RefSeq and is a predicted model, not a curated record. The transcript has a single exon. Bases 1 to 741 code for a protein of 246 amino acids.
AUGGGGUGCUCGAAGUGCCGAUACAGCGAGCGUGGGUGCGCGAGAUGCGUCGUGAACUUUAUCGGACGCGCGCGAGCGACGACGGAGACGGCGUCGGGGCCGAUGACGAGCGAGAUGGGUCGAAAGGGGGUGACGAUGAAUUCAAACCGCUCGACCGCGAUCUCGAGCUCGGAGAAGCGUAAGAGAGUGGGCGAGAACGUCUCGAGGGGGAUUAAGCGAGGGCGAUCGAACGCGAGGGAGGAUAAGGUGGGUAAAUCGGGACGGACGUCGACGAUCGGGGUGAAGACGCCUGGGAUGAAGACCCCGACGGCGAGAUUCGGCGCGCGCCGCGGGCUGGCGAGCGAGAGCGAGAGCACGGAGAUGAAGGCGAGAGCGACGCAAUCGAUCGUCGCUCGAGCGAGUGAGACGAGUGAGAGCGAUGGUGAUGGUGGAGCAAAGGAGAGGGAUGGCGAAGACGAUGAGACGUGGGAGGACGCGCCGAACGGGAGGGUGUUGUUCGACGACUGCGAAAUGCCGUCGCCGAAACCGAUCGAGGAGAUGAGUCCCGGGGCUGUGGAGAGCGUGAUCGCAAAAUCGCCGUCGGCAAUGCGACAAAGCACAACUUUCAUCAACGAAACACCGCCAUCACCUCUCGCGGCGGCGUUCGCGAUGAUUAGUGACUUCUUAGACUCUCCGAGACGCGAGCGCUCGCGAGUCUGCGAUAGGGGAGAUUUUUGGGGCUUGUCCGCAGCCGCGGGAUGA